AGGAAGAGAACUUUGAGUUCAUCAUCGUCUCCAGCACAGGGCAGACAUGGCACUUUGAGGCCAACAGCUUUGAGGAGAGAGAUUCCUGGGUCCAAGCGAUCGAGAGCCAGAUCUUGGCCAGCUUGCAGUGCUGUGAAAGCAGCAAAAACAAGGCCCGGAUGGAUAGCCAGAGUGAAGCAGUGGCAAUCCAGGCUAUCCGAAAUGCCAAAGGAAAUUCUUUGUGCGUGGAUUGUGGGGCAUUAAAUCCAACCUGGGCCAGUCUGAACCUGGGGGCGCUGAUUUGCAUUGAAUGUUCUGGCAUCCACCGGAAUCUGGGCACCCACCUGUCUCGGGUGCGCUCUCUUGACUUGGAUGACUGGCCCCUGGAGCUCACCUUGGUGCUCACCUCUAUCGGGAACGAAACAGCCAACAGCGUUUGGGAGAAAUGCACGCAGGGGCGCCGGAAACCCACCUGUGAGUCAUCACGUUGUCCUGUGAUGAGAUGGCCGUGGCGAGUUUUUCUGCAGCAAAUUGGUUAUGGCAAGUUGGCAGUGGCGAAUUGUCAUAGACCCAUUUGGGACCUGAGAAUCAUCCUAGCUCUUAGGUCAGAAGAUUACGGUGCUGACGUUAAGGCCCAUGAUGCUGUGGGGCACACCGCACUCUUCUACGCUCGCCGAGCAGGAAGCCAAGAAUGCAUUGACAUCUUAAUGCAACAUGGUUGCCCUAACGAAGGCUACAGCACUAUUGCCACCCCAGGCCUGCGCCGGAAAAGCAGCAGUGCCAGCAUGGGAAGGACCGAGGCCCGAACUGCCCUGGUGUAGCAUGCCGGGGGGAGCCUCUUCCCCAUCCCAACGGUGCCAACAAGAGUGCAGUGACUGAUGCCUCCUCUCCUUAAGGAGAUCCCACUCCCCUCUGGCACCUGGACUGUAAUGCCAAGGAGCAUAGAUCAUGACUUGUGUCAUGCAGAGGCGGUGGCGGCUCCCAUCCAGAGCCUGGCUUCAGUGGUUCUGCUUGGCAUAGGCUGCCAUCACCAAGACUCACAGCUCUCUCUACUGCCAGGCCUUGAGCUGCUCUGCUGAUAUCCUGGGCAAACAGCCGUCUCUCCAGACAGGUCAUCAGAGAAAGCCUACAGGGAACCGAGAGCAAUGCGUUCCAGUAUUUGGAGUGAAUAAGAAUUAGGACCUGGGCUGACGUUGUCGUCUUCCCAAUUAAGACUUUGGGAAAUGAGAGGGACAAGUGUUUACGUGGGGUCAGCUCCCCUUUUCUUUCUGGGUUUAUAAGUGUUGAAGGCGAAAGGUAAAUCAAUAUUACUGGAGCGGUUGGUGACUGAACUGCACUAACCACUUCUAUGGAGCCCCAAAACAUGACAAUACAGGGGGGGCGGGGGGAGUGUUGAAGGGUCCAAGAGCGUUUGUCACAACUAUAGCACUGAGGGAAGAAGGUUCAAGAGGGAACCUUUGUGUCACUUAACGUGGCUUAAGUGAACCCCUCUCCUCCUCGUGUUAGGGUACAGGGCUUGGUGGAUGCACUUGAGCUGUGGCGCACUAAAGGGGUUGUAGGCCAGCCUCCCUCAUUUCUAGGCAGGAGCGUGUACAAAAACAAGAGUGAAGAUGUUUGCUCAAAUCCAGCGAGGACGGGCAUGUGGAAAACAUGCAUUUCAUGGAGAAACCUGUUUCCAUUAUUCAGUUUCCCUUGCCCUUUAAACAAAUUGGGUUUUCUCUUCCAGAACGCCGACUCUUUGGGGCAUUUUUCUUUAUCCGAGAGAGAGAGAACAUAUUUUUAUUUAGCAGACACAGCUCCUAAUGCCUGUUUUGUGAAGCGUUUUAAUUUGAAAUGUCGUGAGGCUGUUGUGAAGCCCACCCGCACCCGGCCUGUCCAGGUCGAAGCGGUGAGGCUGAAUGAAUUAGGACACCCAUUAGCAGCAAGUCUCCACCUAUUGCCUUGCCAGACCCCUUUAGUCUUAGACUCAGGAUCACCCUGCUAUCACUCGGAAACACCAAGCACACUCCUUCUUGAAGCCGCACUGAAACACAUUCCUUCUGCUAACUUUUCCUCAGGUCUGGCGCCAGAUCGUUGCACUGAAAUAGCUGUUAUGUCUUACACUCUUUCGAAGGCCCCAAGCUGCCUCCUUCUCCUUAGAAACCUUUCCACUCUUUCAGGUCGUUCAGAGGAGGUAACAAAUGGUUGAGGCAGCUGGUUACGGGCCAAGAAGGGGGCUCAACCACGGUGAGGCAAACGCUGGGCAUCUCUGAGGAAUUCAACAAGGCCAUCUUUUAUGGAUGCUGAGCGCUCCUCCUGAAGCUAUAGACAUACUGAGCAGCCAGAGGGGGAGUUCUUCCAAAGCAACACAGAGCCUGGCUGUUAAAAAGAAGAGUCGUUUUUUUUAAAAAAAGAGAAAGAAAUGAAGGAACAUUUGUAAAAAGCUCCUGUCUUCACUCCUCCCAGUAUUAUCUCCCCUUUCUGACUUUUGUCCUAGUUUAUUGCUUCAUUUCGAGAAGGAUAAAAUCCUUCCCACUCUUUCUUCUCUUUCUGGUUUGGCAGCUCUCCUGGUGCAAGUGUUUACAGGCCUCGCCUCCACUGUUGUGGCAGGGGCAUCUGUGUGGUUGUGAUGAGUGAUGUGGUCUCAGGCUUUAUUUCAAAUCUGUGAUCAGGGUAAUGCAAUUAAUCCUCCCUCCCCAGUGUGGACAGACCUGGGCUGGAGCGGCCGUUACAAUUGCUGCCUCCACCCCACUGGCCUCUGGUCAAACCCAGCCUGAUCUCAUUCCUCUGGCCGCUGGUUUGUACCAUGAGAACUGGACGUGCGGGCAAAGGGCACAAGCCCAGCCAGGCCACAUCACCUCUUAAGACACCUCGGGCUUUCUUGCCCUUCUGAAUCUGAACAAGUUCUUGAAUGUACUGGCGAUUGUGUUGCACGAGAUCCAUGCCCCUUAGCUGUCAGAUGGAACCUGAUAGGCCUGGCCCCAAGAGGAUAGUUAACACACUCACAUUGUUGCCAGCUUCCCCACGGCAUGAUGGAUGAGCAUGGCAGGCUGUUGGGAAGGGAACUGGCUGUGCAUCCUGGUUUCCGAGCACUUUGGAAUCCAGCCUUGAGGGUCAGAAGAAAGCAGGGGGCACUGAUCCGUCAACACUGAAUGUAAUUUAUGCUUUGGGGGGGCUGGCAGUUCAGCACAAGUUCGUGGGAGAGCCUCUUGUGCAAGCCCCAGAUUUGGGACUCGAAAAGUAAGGUGGGUGGAAGUGGGGGGGAGGGGAUGUGGAAGUGCCAGAGCUGAUAUUAUUGGCCCUGUGCAGCUGUUGUAAUCUCUUGGAUUGUACCUUGUAAGUAUGUGACAAUGUAAGAAGAUGUAAUAACAGUGACUGAUUAUUCCUUCUUGUGAUAGCUUUCCAGAGUUGGAUUGCCAAGUGGGUGGGAAUAUUUCCGUUGGGGUUUUUUUUUCCUUCUCUUUUUACAGCAGCAGCAAAUAAGGAAGAGCAUUUAGGAGAAAGUAAAUGUUGCCCCCCCCCCCCUUGGAAAUUACUAAUGCUGAGAAGGAGAAGAGGAGAAGGAAAGGGAUAGCAACGGAGUUUGUAACAAUUGGUCAAAUGCAAGCUAGGGACAUGAUAUUCAGGUGAUCUCAGAAGCCUUGCUAUGUUCCCAGGAGACCACAAGGAAGUGACAGUACUCUUAAUUCUCUCCACUUGAUCAUCUCCUUGCCUAUCUUUUAUCCCACUGCAACAAAAUCUAGUGUUUAAUAUGACAGAAGUAGAAAAAAAAACCUCAGCAUAUAGAUGGACAGGAAGAUUCUUAAGAGCAUUUGCUUAACUUGUAUUGCUUUGCCCCUUAUUACUUAGCUCCCGUUGGUGUCUUGCUGUAGUAUUAUACAGAGACAACUAAGCACAUCUACGUCCAUUGAGAUCUUCAUCCACCACAUUCUCAAAUGCGUGUGCUGCAUGAUAAAUACUUCUAGCCAUUCUCACCUGUUCUUGCUAUCGCAAUGCCUUCAUUUGUGAACUGCUGCAUGAAUGGUCCAUUGUAGGAAAACCUCAAUUUAACAGACGAGAGGGGAAAGGGGGUCUGUUAACUCAAAAUGAUGUCAAUUUCCAUCCAUUUACACUGUUUGUGUGACACUUGUCCAGACUACUUCAGAAAUGGGCUUUUGUCUUGUUAUUUGCGGGGGAAGCAAAAAGAGAAACGUUAUCCAUCGCCUCAUAAGCCUGCUGAAUUGAGGUUUUACUGUAUCUUCAUUUAAAGUAUGAUAAUUGGUGAUCUGUAAAUUGAGUUGGUAGAUAGGAAAUGUGGUUAAAACAAGUAGAUUAAGACUUAUUUGGGGGGAAAAUGCCACUGAGCAAUAAUCCAUUACAGUUACAAGUAGUUGUUGGCUUCCUCACCCUAACAGGCUUCAUACAUUCAGUGGGUUUUAUUUGCAGCUGCUGCUUAGUGUCAGUCCUGAAAUGGCUCCUUCUGUGUCUCCAUUAGCCCCUUAAAAUAAAAAUAAAAAAUCCAUUUUGAUAAAGAAAAACCAGAAGACUCCUCAAAGGGGGAGAUUUAAGGGUUUAUUCUUCAUUUUAGGAAUCCAGUCUGCCAAACUGAAAAAGUACAGAUUCUAAAUGAACAUAAAUUCCCCCAUCAUUGAAAGAGUAAAAAAUAAAAUUUAAAGUUUACUUCAAGUUUAAAUAGGUUUCUUUUUCUUCUUCAAGAGACUGUAAGAGAUGAGUUAGAAUGCUGAAACUUUUAAAGUGCUAUAAUUGGUAUUUGAAAAAAAAUAAGACUAUUUCCUAUAGAUAUAUAUUUGCCCAAUUCCAAUGUUACUUUUUAAAUGUAUAUCCCACACUAAUCUUUUUAAGAAGUCGUACUACACAGCAACAUUAAGAUUAAUCUCUUUUUGUAGAAAACCAAGUAUUCCCACC
Messenger RNA from Thamnophis sirtalis, 4863 nucleotides. The record is from RefSeq and is a predicted model, not a curated record. Lineage: Eukaryota; Metazoa; Chordata; Lepidosauria; Squamata; Natricidae.